AUGAGUGUCUCUGGAUCUCAUUCACCAUUCAUUGCUAAUACUCCAACACCAAUAAUUCAAAAUAACUCUAUCCCUCAACAAACUCUCGAUGCCAACAACAAUAAUAACAAUAACAACGUUAUAACUGGCGACGAUAAUAACAAUAAUAAUACAUUCUCAAAUAUAAUACCUGUUCCUAUUAAAGUUUCAAGACAACAGUCAAAUGCUAUCCUUUCCAAUAAUCACAAUCAAAGACAUUUACAAUAUUCUUUAAAUAAUUUAAAUGUCUUCAAUCAAAUCCCAAAAGAUAAUAUUUCAACCGCUGGUGUAGAUAGUCUUUCCCGAUUUAAACUAGCAUUAUUAAGUGGGAUCCCCGAAGAAAUUAAAUGGACAUUGAAAAAAUAUUUAGUAUAUAGUACUAAAGCUCCAUACAUGAUUAGUUUGAAAAAUUUACCUGAUCUUUUACAACUAUUUAAAAAUUUAAUAUUAGACUUGAUGCCAAUAAUUGAAAAUUUUAAUCAACCUCUAAUUAAUGACAUGAAUGAUAAAUUACAAAUUGGAAUAACAAGUCUCUUAAUAUUAAGGAAUUUAGCUCAAGAUACUGAGUCCAUUCAAGUUCUUGUAGCAGAUGAAGAAAUUAAAAAUUUCAUAUUGUUUGUAUUGACAAAAUUUCAAAUGAUUUCAAAAGGUGAUCCAAAUUGGCAAUUGUGGGAAUCAAAUUCUUCUUAUUUUAAUGAAUUGAUUCAUUACACUAUAGAUUUAAUGGAAGGCAUAUCAUCAUAUAUUGCACCGGCUAAGAAAAAUAAUCCAUUCUUUCAAACAUUGGUAUCCGCUUUGAAUUUCACCAAAGACAGAUAUAUGGUCAUUUCAAUAUUAAGAUCGUUAUCAAGAUUAUUAGUUAGAUCAAAAGCUGACGAGGAAAGUGCUGCAGAUGAUUUACAUGAAAAGAGCUUAAAUUUAAUUGUUUCAUUCUUAUUGAUUGAGAAGGAUAGUGAAUUAAUUAUCGCCUCCUUGGAUUUCUUAUACCAAUACAUGUUACCAGGUAAUGAAAGAAUUUCAGGUUUAUUUGACAACGAGGAAAGAUAUUCAAUAUUUACUACAAUGUUACCUAAGUUAUUAACUUACAAUGUCAAAUUACCAAAUUAUUCAGCAUUAAACGAAACAAAUAUUAAAUUAAUUACAAGAGUUAGACCACCUCCUCCUACUACGCCACCACAUUUACCAGAAAAUUUAUUUAAACAAUUAUUAUUAUUAAAUGAACCAAUGAGAUCCACUGCUUGGUUAAGAUGUUGUUUUGAACCAGUGGAAGAUGCUGAAUUUACUCAAAUAGCUCUUUGGAGGGCAUAUGAGGCCAAAUUCUCUCAACCAAUACGUGAAUCUGGUAGGAAACUAUUAGCUGCAGUGGAAUUCAUUAAGAAUGUUUCUAAUGCGUUCCAUGACGCGUCAGCAAUGGUCAUUGUGGAUCAAGUAACUGGUAAGAAAAGAUUUGUUAUUAAGGGAAUUCAACCAAGAGAAAAGGCAAUAAGUAUUAAAGAAGGUGAUAUUGCUUCCAGAAACACAUUAGUUGGAUUGACGAGCAAAUUCUUAGAUGAUCCAUAUAAUUUAACCCCGUCAAAGCAAUUAAAUUUACCUUCCAUUGAUUUCCCAACUGAAUUGUCUGAUGUAUCUAAAGUGGCAACGACAUUCCUAUGUUUGGUAUCAAAUGAUACUAAAGGUCCAGGUGGGAAGUUUUGUAAAGAAAUUAAACCAUUAAUAUUCCAUAGGUUAGUUGAUGUUCCACCAUUGAUCUCUCUUCUCUCUGAAUACAUGGAUAAUACACCUAAUGUAUGA
This is a messenger RNA of Naumovozyma dairenensis CBS 421, 1809 nucleotides long. It is a transcript of the gene RSC9, whose product is annotated as Rsc9p. Gene Ontology annotation, molecular function: DNA binding. Gene Ontology annotation, biological process: regulation of DNA-templated transcription. The record is from RefSeq and is a predicted model, not a curated record. The coding region runs from base 1 to 1809 and encodes 602 amino acids. Lineage: Eukaryota; Fungi; Ascomycota; Saccharomycetes; Saccharomycetales; Saccharomycetaceae. The transcript has a single exon.